This is a messenger RNA of Cheilinus undulatus (humphead wrasse), 2682 nucleotides long. Its product is annotated as low density lipoprotein receptor adapter protein 1. The coding region runs from base 307 to 1140 and encodes 277 amino acids. The transcript has 3 exons. NCBI's taxonomy places the organism in Eukaryota, Metazoa, Chordata, Actinopteri, Labriformes, Labridae. The record is from RefSeq and is a predicted model, not a curated record.
GCUCGCGCCUACGCUGUUUAAAACGGUCUUCCCACGAGCCGUUUGAAUCACUCAACCCACAGAGCAGGAAGGAGACCAGGAUUCAGUCCGUACGCAGUCCCUGUCAAGCUGGUAGCGUCUUUAAAAUCGUUUAUCUGCGCAAAAGGAGCUCACGGAGACGCUGGAGAUUUUGGUCGAAUAGAGCACAUUUAGGACUUUUUUAUCUAAGCGGUUACGAGUGAAUGUGCAGGACAGCAGACUUUCACCUGACGUGUUUAAAACAGCACGAGACUCUGUUAACCUCAGCCGCACGAGGACAUCGUUUGCAUGAAACUGUGGCCAGGUAAAAGCGGUGGAUGCAACUACGCUCCAUUUAUAGAAGAAAGGUGGCAGAGCAGCAGAGGCUUAGAAGAGGAUCAGCCAACCACAGGCAGAUACACCACCGCUAAAAUUUCCUCCAAAACCCUCCCCAAACGCACCAUGUCCCUCAGCACAUUCCACCUAAUGCAGACCCUUAAGAACUCUCCCGCUGCACUUCGUCGCCGCUUUCGCCGCGACCGCACAGAGUCUUUAUCGCAUGGUGACCCCCUCUUCAAGGUGCACUACUUGGGCACUGAGAAAAUCUUCUCCUUGGAUCGAGAACAGGCGCAGUACGCUAUUAGCCACCUACUUGAUGGUAUUGCUAACGGCAAAAAGCUGAGCAAAGAUCACGCUCUGGUUGUACGCCCAAGGUAUGUCGAAGUCAAGGAGCUAAGUACAGGACGGCAGCUAACCAAGACAUACCUGCAGGACAUUGCGUACUGUGCAGCAGAUGCCAACCGACCCAACGUCUUCCUGUACAUCUGCAAGCACCAGGGGCAGCAGCUGCAGUGUCGGGUGUUCUGGUGCAGCCGGGCUGAGAGGGCACGGGACAUGACAGCCUGUCUGGCGCACUCAUUCCAGCGGGCGCUGAGUGACUGGCAGCAGGAUGGCUCGGCCAUGCUACAGCCAGGAGAAGUGAAGGGGAAGUGUGGGGAGGAGUCCAACUCUCCUUCCAACAACAAGAGCUCCACGCUGCCUGCCAGUCUGGGGAAAGUUCGUUGGAGAAAUAGAGGCUCAGUCUCUCGCAGCCCCCUCAGGGCCAUCAGCAGACGAGGAUCAGGCUCAGACAGCUGGAACUGAACCCUGGCUUUAACCCUUCAUACGUUGGGACUACUUUAACCUGACAACCGCCUCAAGGACAGCAGCACUGACGGGAGGGAGCGUUACGAGACGAAGGGAAGGACAAAAGGGGAUAAAAGUACAGGGAGUCCAUAUUUGGACAUGAGCGGAUGAUGCUGUAAUCAGUGAGCGUACGGACCUGAAUGUUUUUUGACGCAGCAGGGUUCUCUUGACUUGUGAGAGUGGCGCCCAUUGUGGCACAGACUACUGCUGAUGGUUCCCUUUGUUCACUUGUCAGCAGCUACAUGAGGACUGUGACUGGCUGCAAGCCAUUCAAGGAGCGAACUGAUGCAUUUCCUUUGCUCUUUUUUGGCUGGCUUGUGUUGUAAGUAUUCUGUUUGAUACUUUAGCCUCUGCAGGGCUUGUUCUCCCGGAAAUGGACAAUUAAAGUGACUUCUUUCAACAGAUUGAACUCCAAAAACUGGAAAAAGACAACAAGAGUCUUUAUUUUUUGAAGGCUGGCUUUUAUUCAACUGACAUUUGAGACAGGUCUUAACCAUGUGGCACUGGCAGGCAUCUUUCCCUUUAUUUUUAAAGAAUGUUAUGAGAUUUUUGGCCAACAUCACAAGGAUUGAAAGUGAAAGAGCAGGGGUUCACAGUAAAUGUGGGCUGUGAUACAAAUGAAGGCAGUUAUUCUUUUCAGGACACUUUUCAUGCAGGCUUUCUCUGACAUUUCCUACAUUUUAAGAGAUCGGUAGCUUCUGAUAAAUUAUGAAUCAGGAAAUAAUACUCCCCUGCAAAACAUCCAAAGUGAAUAAAAUCCUCCUCUCAAGGCCACAGCAGCAUCAUCCAAAAAGAGACAGAUCUGAACUGUCCUCAGCAAUGAAUUAUUUGCAUUUAUGUGGAAAAAACACACCCGGCCAUGACUCGCAGGGUUUGUUUGUGUCCGAACACUGGGAACGUUGUGUUCCUAAUGUGGAGCCUCUGUGAGGAAUGCAUGGCCAUGCACCUGCAUUCCAAUCGAGACGCAAGAUAUUCUCCAAAAAAGCUCCAAAUUCUUCUCCAUGUCCGACCAUGACUCUGAAUAUUGAAUAGGCAAGUCAGUUGAUGCUUUAAGCUCUGUACCCUUCACUUGUUCACAUAAUCAAAGCCAUUAAAGGAGGCCUAACUGCUUCACUUAAAGUUUUAUAUGUGCAGGGUUGCAUAACAUGCUCUCCUGAUGGCGUGUUCUGUCUUAAGGUUUACAAAUGAGCGAGUUUAGGAAACCCUGAGGCAAUGAUCUCUGGCCAAAGCUAAGCUAGAAAUGUUACACUUUUUUUUUUUUUAACCAGGAAAGGUGUUUUUUGACUGAUGUGCCACUUGGUUUUUUAUCUGUAAAUUUUAACAUUUUAUACUUUAAAAUGUAUCUUUUUUUUUUCCAACUACAAACGGCACAGCCUCAAUCUCAAAAAAGGGGGUUAAAGUGCCUGCAUUAAGCGUAUUUUAUAAAUGUGCUGUUUUAUGUCACUGUACAUAUUUAAUUAAAUAUGUAUUUUAUGAAGUAUUAAAACUUUUUAUACAACA